AUGUCCCAGGGGCAGUCAUCAAAUAAGAAGCGCAACGCUUCAGUCGCUGGUAUGGGACACUCCGAUAAGGAAUCCAAAAAAACAAAACUUGAAAUUGAGGUCGAGCCCAGGCUAUUCAAGCUUCAGCAAGAUGCCAAGGAAUUCUCUGAGCAACUUGGACGUUUGGGAAACUUUGCUCCUGAAGACUUCGUCAACAAACUGGCUGGCUUAUGCGACUAUCUCAACAAACUGACUGCUGAAACGGUUAGAAAGUAUACCUCAGGUCCUGUACUCGCAGGACAUUUUCUCCUGCUAGAUUCAGAGGAAGCAAACUUGAUCAAACCACUCCCCCCCAUGGAUUCACAGCAGCUCGAGUUCACGAAACGGGGUCGCGAGGUAAUGGUCAACCAUGUAAAAAUAAUUAGGAAUCAUCUGUUAGCACUUGCUGACCAAAUUCGAGCCAAACCAGCACCAAACAAAUUUGCAGACAGCAAGGAAUGGCGUAACUUCCAGUGGAGACAUGACGCUAUUCUUUGCCGACGCCCAGCAGACAAAAGGGGAUUGCCCAUCCCUCUUAUGCACACCGCCUUCUGCAAAUUUGUCCACCGCUUUUAUGAGCCACUCGAGGAUGAUCACACUUCCAAAUACUUAUCAAUAGCUGACAAGCUCUGUCAAGCUAUGCCAUCAGCCUUUGAUACCGAGUCUCAUAGACAAAGGAUUUUUGAAGAGAUAUUUUACCCACUUGACAAAGGGUUGACGCCACGUCCGGAUUUCACCCUUGAAGCAAGACCUUCCACAGUCCUGGAGUCUGCUGGCCAAGUUGAUAUGGCCAAGACUACUGUGUAUAAAGGGGGCGAAUUGGUCCUCAUGUUGGAAGAGUUUAAGCUGGAAUGUACAGGGGACGCCUAUAUGCAAAAUUGUCGUUCAUACGAAGUUCUAUGUGGGGAAGCAAAGAACCAACAACUUGUGAACUUUGGCUAUCCAAUAUUCCUGCUAUGCGUCCUUGGGAUUAUUGAGGACGCAACCAAGAAAGGGACCACUGAGAAACUGCCAGAGCCAUAUUUAAUCCCAGGAUGUCCUGACAAUCGUCUACUUUACUUUGAUGAUUGGCAAGGAACAUUUGUGUCCCCAGUGCGUAAUGAAAACAAUUCAGACAAGCCUUCAAAUUUCUUGGCCCAGCUUCACAAGACCGAGGAGGAGUAUCAGCAUGAAGUAGCUGUCAAGUUUGUCUAUAAUUACACUGGGACGUAUGGGGAGGCCGUCCAUCAGUACCUCUCCGAUCUCGAUCUAGCACCUCGUCUUUAUUGUGCAAAGGAACUGCAUGUUGGGCUGUUUAUGGUGGUUAUGGAGCAUCUCUCAUUCGAGAAAGGUACUGGAGGCUGGGUGGAAUUGGACACGUUUAGAGGGAAACUAGGCGAUAUGGCAGAUGCCGUCCGAAAGAAGCUUGAAGGGAUCAUCGGCGUUCUUCAAGACCAGAAGAUGGUGCACGCUGAUCUGCGUCCCACAAAUAUCAUGAUGAAAGUGGAUGGGAAUUAUCAUAUAAUGAUGCACAAGGAUGAACCCAUUCUCCGUGUGAUCGACUUUGACUGGGCUGGAAAGGCGAAUGAGGCCCGUUAUCCACCCUUCCUCAAUCCAAAG
Messenger RNA from Acaulospora colombiana, 1617 nucleotides. The record is from the annotation of a GenBank genome assembly. Lineage: Eukaryota; Fungi; Glomeromycota; Glomeromycetes; Diversisporales; Acaulosporaceae.